Messenger RNA from Pseudocercospora fijiensis CIRAD86, 1023 nucleotides. RefSeq lists its product as uncharacterized. The coding region runs from base 1 to 1023 and encodes 340 amino acids. NCBI's taxonomy places the organism in Eukaryota, Fungi, Ascomycota, Dothideomycetes, Mycosphaerellales, Mycosphaerellaceae. Gene Ontology annotation, biological process: protein insertion into ER membrane. The transcript has 2 exons. The record is from RefSeq and is a predicted model, not a curated record. Gene Ontology annotation, cellular component: TRC complex; cytosol. Gene Ontology annotation, molecular function: protein binding.
AUGUCUGCUAAGAUACAAAAAGUAUUAGCCAGGCAGAAGGCGAAAAUCGAAGAGGGUGACUUCUACGAAGCACACCAACAACUCCUUACCAUCGCCAACCGAUAUGUCAAAUCCUCCUCCUACGCCGACGCAAUAGAGCUCCUCUCCUCGGGCGCAACUCUUCUCUUAAAAGCCGGCGCAGGCUCCUCUGGUGCCGAUCUGUGCACAUACCUCAUCGACAUUUACCAGAAAUCCGAAGUGAAGCCCGACACUGCGAAUAAGGCGAGGCUGCUCAGCUUACUACGCGCCUUCCCUCUCAACGAACCAGGGAAGAAGAAAUUCGUCGCUGGAAUCGUAGAGUGGAGUUCGAAAAAUGGCGAGUUUCCAGCAGGUGAUCCCGAAUUGCACCAUGUGAUCGGAACACUUUACGCAGAAGAGGGAGAAGUGUACGACGCAGAACGUCACCUGACGCUGGGAACAAGCGACAGUGCUGCUGUCUUUGCGGAUAUGGAAUAUAGAUGGUACGAGACGGACGAGCCGAGCACUGCAAGCCACUAUGCUGCGCGAGCUGUAUUUCCCUACCUCUUGGUCGGCAACACGAGGGCAGCGAAUAAAACCCUGCUCCUUUUCACCUCACGACUAAGCACUUCGCAUCCUGGCCUUGGAGUUCAGAGCAUAUCAAGCCCAAGCAGCGACAUCCGUAUAUAUCCAUCUCUACCUCUUCUCAACUUUCUUGGACUGCUGCUUCUCGCAAUUCAACGCGGCUCCGCCGAUCUUUUCAAGACACUCAAAUCGCACUACGGAACACAUCUCAAGGAAGUGUCGACGUGGGACGAACCCAUGUUGCAGGUCGGCGAGAUGUACUUUGGCAUCAAGAUUCCAAGCCAAAGCAAUCCGAUGAUGGACAUGAUGAGCAGCCUGCUGAUGGGAGGCAGCAAUCCCUUCGCGGCCAAGAAGCGAGAACCGCAGAGAGUGCAGGCUGCGGGAAGUGAGAAGCCGAGUGGAGCUGGAACGCCUCAGCCUCCUGCGCCGGGGGUAGAUUGA